Messenger RNA from Pollicipes pollicipes, 436 nucleotides. Its product is annotated as longitudinals lacking protein, isoforms H/M/V-like. Gene Ontology annotation, biological process: regulation of transcription by RNA polymerase II. Gene Ontology annotation, cellular component: nucleus. Gene Ontology annotation, molecular function: protein binding. The transcript is spliced from 2 exons. The annotation marks the transcript as partial. NCBI's taxonomy places the organism in Eukaryota, Metazoa, Arthropoda, Thecostraca, Pollicipedomorpha, Pollicipedidae. The record is from RefSeq and is a predicted model, not a curated record.
ACGUGCCCAUGUCUUUCCCAGAUCCGGAAUGGCUGACCAGCAGUUCUGCUUGCGGUGGAACCACCACCACACCACUCUGAUCAACGUGUUUGAGUCACUGCUCAAGGAUGAGAGCCUGGUGGAUGUGACACUGUAUGCCGAGGGCCGGCCAGUGCGUGCGCACAAGGUGGUCCUCUCUGCCUGCAGCCAGUAUUUCAGGGCGAUUUUCUCAGCACAUCAGGAAAACCACCCAGUCAUCAUCCUGAAGGAUGUUCCCUUCAGUGAACUCAGGGCUCUGGUGGACUACAUGUACAUAGGUGAAGUCAACGUUUGCCAAGACCAGCUGGCGUCGCUGAUCAAAACGGCCGAGUCGCUGAAAAUAAAAGGCCUGGCCGACGGCAGCAAUCGUAAGCCGCCGUCCUCGCCGCCGCCGGCGUUGCCGCUGCAGCUGCCGAUG